This is a messenger RNA of Carassius carassius (crucian carp), 1877 nucleotides long. RefSeq names its product plexin domain containing 1 (gene plxdc1). Lineage: Eukaryota; Metazoa; Chordata; Actinopteri; Cypriniformes; Cyprinidae. The record is from RefSeq and is a predicted model, not a curated record. Bases 77 to 1528 code for a protein of 483 amino acids. The transcript is spliced from 14 exons.
GGAGGAGCGAGAAGACAAGAGACUAGAGGAGCGCUUGAAAGAGAGUGGAAAGCGAGAGAAGGAUUGUGGGGUGGACAUGGGUCUGUGUGCUGUGCUUUUGAUUUGUCUCUCACAGGCAGAGCUGACCAGAGUGUGGGCUCAGGAGCAGAGAGGUAUAAUGCAGUCAGGUAAGACUGAUGGAGGUCCUUCAGACAUCCAGAGAAUUAGAAGAGACAAGCAAGAUCUCAGCAGACGCAUUCAGAACAGAACUGGACAAGAGCCGACCAAUAGGCUAUCCAUUGACAUUUUCCCUGACAAUAUGACACGAGUGGUGGAGGACUCCCAGAGGUACUACACCUGGCGCAGUUUUGGUCCUGGUGACAAACACACACAGGAUCUCUGGGUGGAUCUUGAUUCAGUGCAUCAAGGACCUGUCAGAGUGCACGCUAUCCUAUCCAACACACACCGACAAGCAUCGCGGGUGGCACUAACCUUUGACUUCCUUUUCUAUGGACAUCAAGUGAGACAAAUCACCAUAGCAACUGGAGGGUUUAUUUUCACUGGAGAGAUAACACACCGCAUGCUGACAGCGACGCAGUAUAUUGCUCCACUCAUGGCAAACUUUGACCCCAGUUUUUCCAAAAACUCCACUGUGCGGUAUCUGGACAAUGGUGACAUAUUUGUGGUGCAAUGGGACAACGUGAGGCUCAAAGAUCGAGAGACUGAAGGAGCUUUCACCUUCCAGACUGUUCUCUGUCAUAACGGGACCAUUGUUUUCAGCUACAAAGACGUUCCUUUGCCUGUGGAGAAAAUUAACUCCACUGAGCAUCCAGUGAAAGUGGGACUGUCUGAUGCCUUCAUGGCUCUUUUGUUUUCUCCACAGUCUCCAGAUUCUAAACGACAGACUAUUUAUGAGUACCAUCGGGUGGAGAUUGACACAACAAAAAUUGUCAAUAGCUCAGCAUUUGAGUUCACCCCCUUACCAACCUGCCUACAGCACAAUUCCUGCGAACAAUGUAUCCAGUCCAACCUGACAUCAGGCUGUGGGUGGUGCAAUACUUUACAAAGGUGUUCAACUGGAAUAGACCGAUACAGGCAAGAAUGGCUGGACUACAGUUGCUCUGAGGAGGCAAAAGGCACAUGUGACGAUUAUGCACACAGAGGACCAGAGAGUUCAGUCAUCCCUUUUAAUUCAUCAUCAUCAGUGAAGACUCCUUCCCCUGCAGCUCAACCCGCUAAUCCUGUGACCGAAGAUAACACUAAAAUUCUCUUUCACCACCAUGGCAAUGGUGAGGAAGCACCAGAACACACAGCCAUCAUUGCAGGUGUGGUGGCAGCUCUGGUUCUACUGGUGUUCUUGACCCUGUUGGCUGUUUACUACAUUAACACACACCCAACUGUUGCUCCUCCUUUCUACCUCAUGCAGCGUCGCACCAAUAACUAUUGGCCCUCCAUGAAGUUUCGGAAUCAAGGAUGCCAUUCCAGCUAUGCUGAGGUUGAUCUUGGGGGUUACGAAAAAGAGGGGUUCAUUGAGGCAGAGCAGUGCUGAGCAGGCAGGACUUUAUUAAGGGAUGGACUGAAGAAAAAGUUAUUUCAUAAUUCUUUUCUAGAAUGAUUAUAGGAUCAUGGACAAACACACAAUGAGAGGCUGUCACUGUUGAAAAAGAUCAUUUGAGAGUUUUGUGAGCUUUUCUCUGUCCCUGACUCCCCACAGUUGGCAGUCCACCUUUCAAAACAUUUUAUGCUGUUGUUUAUAGUAAAGGAAGUUUUAAGUUUAAAGAGGUACUAAUUGUAACAAAGACCAGCAAAUCUGCAAACUACACUCCAUAAUAAUGAGUAUGUGUUAGCCAAAAUAAUUGCAAGUUAAUGUACAGUGCAAGGUAUCUUUAUAGAGAUUU